AUGACCGCUGUGCUGCCUCUCGUGCUGCCUGCGCUGCUGCUGGCAGGUGCCGCGCUGCCACCAGCUGCCGCCUCUGCGCAGCGCUCUGUGGCCCGCAUGGACGGGGAUGUCAUCAUUGGUGCCCUCUUCUCGGUCCACCAUCAACCACCAGCUGAGAAGGUGCCUGAGAGGAAGUGUGGGGAGAUCCGGGAGCAAUACGGCAUCCAGCGGGUGGAGGCCAUGUUUCACACCUUGGAUAAGAUCAACGCUGACCCAGUGCUGCUGCCCAACAUCACGCUGGGCAGCGAGAUCCGCGACUCCUGCUGGCACUCUUCGGUGGCCCUGGAGCAGAGCAUUGAGUUCAUUCGGGACUCACUCAUCUCUAUCAGGGAUGACAGGGAGGGUGGUGGGCGCUGCCUCUCCGACUCACAACCACAGCCCCCAGGCCGCCUGAGGAAGCCCAUUGCAGGAGUAAUUGGCCCUGGUUCCAGCUCAGUCGCCAUCCAGGUGCAGAACCUCCUGCAGCUCUUUGACAUCCCACAAAUUGCCUAUUCUGCCACCAGCAUCGACCUGAGUGACAAGACUCUCUACAAGUAUUUCCUCCGUGUGGUGCCCUCUGACACACUCCAAGCCCGCGCCAUGCUUGAUAUUGUGAAGCGUUACAACUGGACUUACGUGUCUGCUGUGCACACUGAAGGAAAUUAUGGGGAAAGCGGAAUGGAGGCCUUCAAAGAGCUGGCUGCCCAAGAGGGUCUCUGCAUUGCUCAUUCUGACAAGAUCUAUAGCAAUGCUGGGGAGAAGAGCUUUGAUCGCCUGCUCCGCAAGCUGCGAGAAAGAUUACCCAAGGCUAGAGUGGUGGUUUGCUUCUGUGAGGGCAUGACGGUGAGGGGGAUCCUCAUUGCCAUGAGACGUCUGGGAGUGCUUGGGGAGUUCCUGCUAAUUGGAAGUGAUGGUUGGGCAGACAGAGAUGAAGUCAUUGAAGGUUAUGAACAGGAAGCAAACGGAGGCAUCACCAUCAAACUGCAAUCUCCAGAGGUCUUGUCAUUUGAUGACUAUUAUCUGAAGCUGCGUCUGGACACCAAUACCCGCAAUCCCUGGUUUCCUGAGUUCUGGCAGCAUAGAUUUCAGUGUCGCAUCCCUGGACACCCAUUAGAGAAUCCCAACUUCCAGAAGAACUGCACUGGUAAUGAAAGCCUAGAAGAAAACUAUGUUCAGGACAGUAAAAUGGGAUUCGUCAUCAAUGCUAUAUAUGCUAUGGCUCAUGGACUCCAAAACAUGCAUCAUUCCCUUUGCCCAGGACAUGUUGGGCUGUGUGAUGCUAUGAAGCCAAUUGAUGGCAGCAAACUCUUGGAGUUUCUCCUCAAGUCCACAUUCAUUGGUGUUUCUGGAGAAGAAGUUUGGUUUGAUGAAAAGGGAGAUGCCCCAGGAAGGUAUGAUAUUAUGAACCUGCAGUACAUAGAGCCCAAUCGCUAUGACUAUGUCCUCAUUGGAACUUGGCAUGAGGGUGUCCUCAACAUUGAUGACUACAGGAUUCAGAUGAACAAGAGUGGAAUGGUCCAAUCAGUGUGCAGCGAGCCUUGCUUGAAGGGGCAGAUAAAGGUGAUCAGGAAAGGAGAAGUGAGCUGCUGCUGGAUUUGCACUGCUUGCAAAGAGAAUGAAUUUGUUCAGGAUGAAUUCACUUGUAAAGCCUGUGAACUUGGCUGGUGGCCAAACGCUGAACUGACAGGCUGUGAACCCAUUCCUGUAAAAUAUCUUCAGUGGAGCAAUAUAGAAUCUAUUGUGGCUGUGGUCUUUUCCUGCCUGGGGAUCCUGGUCACCAUGUUUGUCACCCUUAUCUUUGUGCUCUACAGGGACACGCCUGUUGUCAAAUCCUCCAGCCGGGAGCUCUGCUACAUAAUCCUUGCUGGCAUCUUUCUGGGUUAUGUCUGCCCUUUCACCCUUAUCGCAAAACCCACCACAAUAUCCUGCUACCUCCAGCGCCUUCUGGUGGGUCUCUCUUCUGCCAUGUGCUAUUCUGCCCUUGUGACCAAAACCAACCGCAUUGCACGCAUUCUGGCAGGCAGCAAAAAGAAGAUUUGUACCCGCAAGCCACGCUUCAUGAGUGCGUGGGCCCAAGUGGUCAUUGCCUCCAUUUUGAUCAGUGUGCAGUUGACACUGGUGGUCACGCUGAUCAUCCUGGAGCCCCCGAUGCCCAUCCUCUCCUAUCCCAGCAUUAAGGAAGUUUACCUUAUCUGCAACACCAGCAAUUUGGGUGUCGUGGCUCCUGUGGGCUACAAUGGACUCCUCAUCAUGAGCUGCACUUACUAUGCCUUUAAGACUCGCAAUGUGCCUGCCAAUUUCAACGAGGCCAAGUACAUUGCAUUCACCAUGUAUACCACUUGUAUCAUCUGGCUGGCCUUUGUACCUAUCUAUUUUGGGAGCAACUACAAGAUCAUCACCACUUGCUUUGCAGUGAGCCUGAGUGUGACAGUGGCCCUGGGGUGCAUGUUCACUCCUAAGAUGUACAUCAUCAUAGCCAAGCCCGAGAGGAACGUCCGCAGUGCCUUCACCACCUCAGAUGUGGUGCGUAUGCAUGUCGGGGAUGGCAAGGCACCUUGCAAGUCCAACACUUUCCUCAACAUAUUCCGGAGAAAGAAACCAGGGGCUGGAAAUCCAAAUUCUAAUGGAAAGUCUGUGUCAUGGUCUGAACCAGGUGGAAGACAAGCUUCCAAGGGCGAGCACAUGUGGCACAGACUCUCAGUGCAUGUGAAGAACCAGGAGACAGGGUGCAAUCAGACAGCCGUGAUCAAACCCCUCACUAAAAGCUACCACGGCCAAAGCAAGAGCCUGACUUUUACCGAUAUGAGCAGCAAGACUCUGUACAACGUGGAGGAGGAAGAAAAUAGAGAGCCUGUCCGCCUCAACCAACCUAGCAGUCCCUCCAUGGUGGUGCAUAGGCGGGUGGCAACCACUCCACCCUUGCAGGCUGCAGCGGAGGAGACGUGUCUCUUCCUGCCCGAGCAGUCCUCCAAGGACCUGCCCCUGCAGCCCCGUUCUCUCAUGGAGCAGUUGCAGGGGGUGGUCAACAAGCUGGCCACUGGCAUCCCUGACUUCAGUGCUGUCCUCCCUGCACCUGGCUCAGGGAACGGCGCGCGGCCUCCCCAGCAGUCACCCCUGCUGCCUCUCCAGGCAGCUGACUUUGGCGGGGAGCCCCUGUCUCCCCCAGCUGAGGAAGCGGAGAGUGAGAAGCUGAAGCUCAUUCAGGGAUACGUCUACGAGAAGAGCACAGAGGAUGAGGAGGACGAGGAGGAGCCAGCGACCAGCAAGCUCACCCUGGACGACUCACCUGCACUGACGCCUCCGUCCCCUUUCCGGGAUUCGGUGGCUUCAGGUAGCUCCGUGCCCAGCUCCCCUGUGUCGGAGUCAGUACUCUGCACACCUCCAGACGUGAACUAUGCUUCUGUCAUCCUAAGGGAUUAUAAGCAGAGCUCGUCCACCCUAUAG
Centrocercus urophasianus (Greater sage-grouse) is the source of this 3462-nucleotide messenger RNA. RefSeq names its product glutamate metabotropic receptor 1 (gene GRM1). Gene Ontology annotation, molecular function: adenylate cyclase inhibiting G protein-coupled glutamate receptor activity; G protein-coupled receptor activity involved in regulation of postsynaptic membrane potential. Lineage: Eukaryota; Metazoa; Chordata; Aves; Galliformes; Phasianidae. The record is from RefSeq and is a predicted model, not a curated record. Gene Ontology annotation, cellular component: postsynaptic density membrane. Gene Ontology annotation, biological process: regulation of synaptic transmission, glutamatergic; G protein-coupled glutamate receptor signaling pathway. Bases 1 to 3462 code for a protein of 1153 amino acids. The transcript is spliced from 8 exons.